GGAGUGGCAAGCCCCGCCUCAGCCCCUCUGGCAGGCUCCUGCCAGCGUCGCUGCAGCUCUGGCAGCGGAGCUGGAGCGUGGAGCCCGGAAGGAUGCGGCGCCCGCGGCGGCCUGGGGGUCCUGGGGGAUCUGGGGGUCUCCGGGUGCUCCUCUGCCUGCUGCUGCUGGGCAGCCGCCUGGGAGGCUGCAACGCCAUUAGUGCCCACGGCUGUCUGUUUGACCGCAGACUCUGCUCUCACCUUGAAGUCUGUAUUCAGGAUGGCUUGUUUGGACAGUGCCAGGUGGGAGUGGGGCAAGCCCGGCCCCUUUUGCAAGUCACUUCCCCAGUUCUUCAACGCUUACAAGGUGUGCUUCGACAGCUCAUGUCACAAGGAUUGUCCUGGCACGAUGACCUCACCCAGUAUGUGAUCUCCCAGGAGAUGGAGCGCAUACCCAGGCUUCGCCCCCCAGAACCCCCAGCAAGGGACAGAUCUGGCUUGGUGCCCAGGAGACCUGGUCCCGCUGGGGAGCUGCUUUUACAGGGCAUCCCCACUGGCUCCGCCCCUGCUCCCCAGCAUCGGCUUCCUCGACCUCCAGUAGGUGGGAGCGGAGCUGGGGCCAGCUCCCCCCUGUCCCCUCUGCAAGCUGAGCUGCUGCCCCCUCUCUUGGAACAUCUGCUGCUGCCCCCACAGCCCCCCCACCCCGCCCUGAGUUAUGAACCUGCCCUGCUGCAGCCCUACCUGUUCCAUCAGUUUGGCUCCCGAGAUGGCUCCCGGGGCUCAGAGAGCUCACCAGGGAUGGUCAGUGUCGGCCCCCUGCCCAAGGCUGAACCCCCUGCGCUCUUCAGCAGAACUGCCUCCAAGGGCAUGUUUGGGGCUCACCCUGGCCACUCCUAUGGGGACCCUCCAGGGCCUCCACCUGCUCAGCUUUUCCAGGAGUCAGGGCUGCUCUAUCUGGCCCAGGAGCUGCAAGUGCCCAGCAGGGCCCAGGCACCAAGGCUGCCAGAGCAAGGGGGCAGCAGCCGGGCAGAGGACUUGUCAGAGGGCUACGACAAGGAAGGACGAGAGGGUCGCAGGGAGAAGCCUCCUUCCCCAGCAGAGCAGCCAGACGCAACUCUGCAGAGACUGGCAGCAGUGCUGGCGGGCUACGGGGUGGAGCUGCGUCAGCUGACGCCUGAGCAGCUCUCCACCCUCUCGACCCUGCUGCAGCUGCUGCCCAAGGGCUCAGGACGAAAUCCGGGAGGGGUUGUAAACAUCGGAGCUGACGUCAAGAAAACAAUGGAGGAGCAGGUGCAGAGCAUAGACACAGCCGAGCCUCCACCUGUCACACCCUCCCUGCCUGGAUCCCCCACUGCUGGUCCCACCUCCAAUAAAGCCCAGCAGGACCUGAGCUCUGGAUCCUCUGAGCCUCCCACGGCCAGCCCCCCUGCCACACCCAUCCUGCUGGAGAAGAAAAGUUCACUGGGCCAGAGCCAGCCCACGGCAGCAGGGCAGCCCUCAGCUCGGCCAUCAUCAGAGGAAUAUGGCUACAUUGUUACCGACCAGAAGCCCCUGAGUCUGGCAGCAGGAGUGAAGCUGCUGGAGAUCCUGGCUGAGCACGUGCACAUGUCCUCAGGCAGCUUCAUCAACAUCAGUGUCGUGGGACCAGCCCUUACCUUCCGUAUCCGGCACAAUGAACAGAACCUGUCUUUGGCUGAUGUGACCCAGCAAGCUGGACUGGUGAAAUCUGAACUGGAAGCACAGACGGGGCUCCAGAUCUUGCAGACAGGAGUGGGACAGAGGGAGGAGGCGGCCGCCGUCCUUCCCCGACCGGUCCACAGCCCCUCUCCCAUGCGCUCCGUGCUGCUCACUCUGGUGGCCCUGGCGGGUGUGGCCGGGCUGCUCGUGGCCCUGGCAGUGGCUCUCUGUGUGCGGCAGCAUGCCCGGCAGCGGGACAAGGAGCGCCUGGCCGCCCUGGGACCUGAGGGCGCCCAUGGUGACACUACCUUCGAGUACCAGGACCUGUGCCGCCAGCACAUGGCCUCAAAGUCCCUGUUCAACCGGGCAGAGGGUCCACCGGAGCCUUCUCGGGUGAGCAGCGUGUCCUCGCAGUUCAGCGACGCGGCCCAGGCCAGCCCCAGCUCCCACAGCAGCACACCGUCCUGGUGCGAGGAGCCCGCCCAGGCCAACAUGGACAUCUCCACGGGACACAUGAUUCUGGCAUACAUGGAGGACCAUCUGCGGAACCGGGACCGCUUGGCCAAAGAGUGGCAGGCCCUGUGUGCCUACCAAGCGGAGCCCAACAGCUGUGCCACCGCCCAGGGGGAGGGCAACAUCAAAAAGAACCGCCACCCUGACUUCCUGCCCUAUGACCACGCUCGCAUCAAGCUGAAGGUGGAGAGCAGCCCUUCUCGGAGCGAUUACAUCAACGCCAGCCCCAUUAUUGAGCAUGACCCUCGGAUGCCAGCCUACAUAGCCACCCAGGGCCCGCUGUCGCACACCAUCGCAGACUUCUGGCAGAUGGUGUGGGAGAGUGGCUGCACCGUCAUUGUCAUGCUGACCCCGCUGGUGGAGGAUGGCGUCAAGCAGUGCGACCGCUACUGGCCAGAUGAAGGCUCUUCCCUCUACCAUGUGUAUGAGGUGAACCUAGUGUCGGAGCACAUCUGGUGCGAAGACUUCCUGGUGCGGAGCUUCUACCUGAAGAACGUGCAGACCCAGGAGACGCGCACGCUCACGCAGUUCCACUUCCUCAGCUGGCCGGCAGAGGGCACCCCGGCCUCCACCCGGCCCUUGCUGGACUUCCGCAGGAAGGUGAACAAGUGCUACCGGGGCCGCUCCUGCCCCAUCAUUGUGCACUGCAGUGACGGGGCGGGAAGGACUGGCACCUACAUCCUCAUCGACAUGGUAUUGAACCGCAUGGCAAAAGGAGUGAAGGAGAUUGACAUCGCGGCCACCCUGGAGCAUGUCCGUGACCAGCGGCCUGGCCUCGUCCGCUCUAAGGACCAGUUUGAGUUUGCCCUGACUGCGGUGGCGGAGGAGGUGAAUGCCAUCCUCAAGGCCCUGCCCCAGUGAGACCCCUGGGGCCCCUCGGUGGGCAGCCCAGAGUCUGCUCCCUCUCCGCCUGUGUGAGCCUCUUUCCAUGUACUCGCUCCUCGCGUCCCCGCCCGCCGCCUUGGCCCCUCUUGGGCAUGUCUGGCCCUUCCAAGAGGAGCAUGGAAGGAAGGGGAAGCGGGAAGGGGCGGAUCUGCCCUGCCUCUCACCUGCCAGAGCCCGGGUGUCCCAUGGGGGAGCUGGCAGCCGGCCUGGAGGAGAAGAAAAGUCCUAAGCAGCAAUUCCACCUAGAGCCUCCUCCUGCUUGAGUUCCCUGGCCCCCAUCUCCCACCACUCUGGAUGCUCCCAGUGUGUGGUGACGCCCCCCCCCCCCGCCCUCCAGUGUGGAUAGAAUGGGGUGAGGGCUGCCAUGCCCAGCUCUUCCUGCUUCCCCAGCCCUGCCGCCCCGCUGUCCCGCCUCCGAGCCCCACGCUCUGGCCCUGGCCCUUCCCACCCCCCUCCCCCUGCCCUCCGGCCACGUGCCACUCAACUCUCUCCCUCUGGUACAAGAGAACAUUUCUAGAAAAAUCUACUUUUGUAUCAAUGUGAAUAAAGUUAGUGUGUCGUCGUGCAGCUGCAA
Messenger RNA from Sus scrofa (pig), 3627 nucleotides. RefSeq names its product protein tyrosine phosphatase receptor type N (gene PTPRN). The record is from RefSeq and is a predicted model, not a curated record. Gene Ontology annotation, cellular component: secretory granule; synapse. Gene Ontology annotation, biological process: protein dephosphorylation; insulin secretion involved in cellular response to glucose stimulus; regulation of secretion. Gene Ontology annotation, molecular function: protein tyrosine phosphatase activity. NCBI's taxonomy places the organism in Eukaryota, Metazoa, Chordata, Mammalia, Artiodactyla, Suidae.